Chiloscyllium plagiosum (whitespotted bambooshark) is the source of this 2164-nucleotide messenger RNA. RefSeq names its product coiled-coil domain containing 102A (gene ccdc102a). Gene Ontology annotation, cellular component: myosin complex. NCBI's taxonomy places the organism in Eukaryota, Metazoa, Chordata, Chondrichthyes, Orectolobiformes, Hemiscylliidae. The record is from RefSeq and is a predicted model, not a curated record.
GCCUGAGCGGAGGGGGCGGGGAAAGUUGCCCGGAGCCGAGUUGGCAGCUCCGGUCCGUGUGUGGAGCGGAGUGUCAAUUGCGAGCGGAAUUUCGGAGAGGAGAUCGUUUUCGGUGCUGGAGUUUAGAUUGCAAGUGGAAUGGAAUUCCAAAAGUAGCAGCCUGAAAUGUCUGUCUAAGAGUGGCAGCAUUGUCCCCUUGAGAUGAGUCAGACUGGUGGCUCUCAAUUGGUGGAGACAGGACAGACUAACAAGUCUCCACUCUUGAACAACCACGGCCAGCAAAGCCUCAGCCUGCAGCCUGAGAGAAUGUGCAGCCCAGAGACUGUGCCUGCAGCUCCCAAAAUUGGAGGGCAGACUCCAAGUCCACAGCUCCCUCUCUGCAUGGAUGGUGACUGGGAGAGCCGGGAGGAGCUGCGGCUGCGGGAGCUGGAGGAAGCUCGAGCACGUGCUGCCCAGAUGGAGAAGACCAUGCGCUGGUGGUCUGACUGCACGGCCAAUUGGCGGGAAAAAUGGAGCAAAGUGAGGGCAGAGAGGAAUAAAUCUAGGGAGGAGGUGAGGCAGCUGAGACAAAAGCUGGAGGCACUGACUAAAGAACUAACGACAGUGAAACGUGAAAAGCAGGAGCUUUCCAGCGAGAACGAACACCUGCGGUUGGAGGCUGAGCAAAUAAAGAAUGGUCAAUGCGAUGAGCAAAUACAGGAUAAUAAACUAGUAUUGGAGAAGGAGAGCGAGAGUUUAAAUGUUCCAGAGCAGGAACCAGUGCGAGAUAUGGAGACAAUGAAAACGUCCAAAAACAAGGAUGUUGAAUUAAUGGAAGCCAUUAUCAAAACUAAGCAAGAGAGCACAGAGGCCUGGGACCAGCGCAGUACUCAGAGUGUGCGCACUUCCCUCAGCCGCCAUGAGAGGAAUCGCAUCCUGUGGGAUGAAGUGACAAUCAUUGAAGAGGAUGCCACUAAAGUCACAGCAUUGCAGCUGCGUUUAGACGAAUCCCAGAAAACCCUCCAGAAAGAGAGGGAGGACAAGAGCGCACUCAGUAAACACAUUGAGAAGCUGGAAGUGGAUGUCAGCCAGUGGAAACUCAAGUAUGAAGAGCUGAACAAAUCGAAGCAGGAGGUGGUUAAACAGCUGAACAUUUUAAAAGAAGUCCAUCAAGAUGAGUUGGGUCGGAUAUCUGAAGACCUGGAAGAUGAACUGGGAGCUCGGUCCAACAUGGAUAAGAAGCUUGCAGAGCUGCGAGCUGAGAUGGAGAGGCUUCAAGCAGAGAACACAGCAGAAUGGGGCAAGAGGGAGCGACUUGAGACUGAGAAGCUGAAUCUUGAAAGAGAGAACAAGAAGCAGAGGGCACAAAUUGAAGAUCUAGUCGAAGUAUUGGCCAAAAAGAGGAAGCAGGCAGCGAGUGCCCUGGACACUGAUCUGAAGACCAUUCAGACUGAGCUUUUUGAAAAGAAUAAGGAAUUGUCUGAUCUCAGGCACAUCCAUGCCAAGCUAAAGAAACAGUACCAAGAAAAGAUGGCUGAGCUGGCACAUGCAAACAGAAGAGUCGAACAGCACGAAGCCGAAGUGAAGAAACUGCGCCUUCGAGUAGAAGAGUUAAAGAAGGAGUUGGCCCAGGCAGAGGAUGAGCUGGAUGAAGCUCACAACCAGGCCAGGAGGUUGCAGAGGUCAUUGGAUGAACAGACAGAGCAGUCUGAGAACCUGCAGGUACAGCUGGAGCACCUACAGACCAGAGUGAGGAGACAGCAGAACCCUCUGCUGUUUGGGAAAAGGAGUACUCGGUAUGGCCCAGAUGACCCCAAUGAGGUCGGAAGUGAUUUCGAUGAUGAUUGUGAGGAGUUACAGCUGCAGGUUCCAUGACAGCAAUUGGACUGAAGAACAGCGCGCAGAGAGAGAGGGACAUCUUGCUGGAACAGUCUCGCCCUGGACCAGAGUGAUGGCUGGGACAUGGCGAUGAGAACUGCUUACAGAGGGAAAGCUUUAAAUAGCAAUUGAAAAUCCAAAGUCUUCAGUGACUCCCAUCUAUUAGUUUCUGUUAUAACAGUGAACACUAACAGAUGAUAUAUGCCUUAUAAAAUAUUUGUACAUUUUAACAAAUCAUUGUAAACUAUAUAUUUAGACGAAUUUUCUAUUAUAAACCUGUGCAUUUAGAAAGUAAAUGUGUGUGUUU